This is a messenger RNA of Microdochium trichocladiopsis, 1411 nucleotides long. RefSeq lists its product as uncharacterized. The transcript has 3 exons. The record is from RefSeq and is a predicted model, not a curated record. The coding region runs from base 398 to 1237 and encodes 279 amino acids. Lineage: Eukaryota; Fungi; Ascomycota; Sordariomycetes; Xylariales; Microdochiaceae. Gene Ontology annotation, molecular function: acyltransferase activity, transferring groups other than amino-acyl groups.
GUUGCAGCCUGUUGGUUGCAAUCCGGUCUCCACUGAAGGCCCCGGCCCCGGCUUCGGCUUCGGACUUGACCUGAACGACGUGUAGGCAACAAAACUCUACAGUGUGACGGCUUGGGCGAUAUGUACUUCCGGCACUCAUAAUCCGGCUGUGGAUGAUUCAUUCUGGGUCACGAGACGUCCACGGGGUGCCUUCGUGAGUGAAUUUGCGGACACCUUUGCAACCCCCGGACUUUGACUCGUAAGCCGAAAUACCCCGCUUGCAUAUUCCGCGCAAUAACGAACUCACCUUGUAGCACAACCAAAGAGCAACGACAAGCUUAUGGGUGUUGUUGUAUUACGAGGUUGGAUAGAGCGUCCUUGAGCACGACGACGCGGCCCCCAGCAAAUUACAGAAAACAUGGCGUCUCUGGUUGGGCAGCCAGCGUCGGCGCCGGCGCAGCAGCCUCAACAAGGACAGCCACUGCGUCUGCUGCCGGCGACCCUUGCGGAUUUGGAGACGUGCACACGCCUCGAGCUCGAGGCGAUGCUAGCGACGUCGCAAUUGGCGCGGGUGCUGCACCCGGACGGCAUCACGGACGCGGUGGUGGCCGAGCAGACGGCUGCAAAGGCCAAGAAGUUUGGGAUUCCCGAGGUGGAGUACAUCAAGGGCGUCCUGCCUCCGCAGGCCGGGGAUAACGAUGGCGACAACGGCGGCGACAAUGGGGCGGUCAUGGUCGGGUACCUGAGAAUGUAUACCUGGGCCACUGACGAAGCCGCGCGGAUACAGCCGCCUUAUGGCAGUGCUGUGGACGACGACAAGACGAUUUCUCAUGGGGCUGAGAAGGAGAGUGCCUCUGCGCCUCGACCAGACAGCGAUGCCACGAACGCUGCUCCUGCUUCUUCCGAUGAUGCAACGGGGUUGCAGAAGAUAAAGAUCCAGGAACGGGCCGUGCAUGACGGACUGCGAGAGAGGCACGUUUCUGGCAAAAAGGCCGUGUACGUGUCCGCGCUCAUGGUCCGGCCCGAGUACCACGGCAAGGGCGGUUAUGGCCGACAGCUGCUAACCCACGCGCUCGACAGGGCGCGAGAUCUGGGACUGCUGGUGUUCCUGAUCGCGCAGCCGACGGCGCUGGGGUUCUACCAGCGCAUGGGGCUCCGUGUCUUGGAGACUGCUGUGGUAGAUUUUGGGGAGUCGAGUGGGCUGGGUGAGCAUCGGCCCUCGCUGAUGUGCUUUGAUGCUGGAUCUGGAUCAAGGUGAAGAGUUGACGAACCACUGAGAAGAAAAAGAAGCACGGCCCAUUGGGCAGAGACUCAGGUGUGUGUUGAGGCCGCGUGGGUCCUUGUCGAUGCCAAUUCUAUCAUUGUUGUCCCAGCUUGCCGCAUUGGCUUGUGCAUGAAUUCAAAGAUUUGCUGCAUGUCGCUGGAUUCAAAG